Messenger RNA from Glarea lozoyensis ATCC 20868, 2910 nucleotides. RefSeq names its product WD40 repeat-like protein. Gene Ontology annotation, molecular function: snoRNA binding; protein binding. The record is from RefSeq and is a predicted model, not a curated record. The transcript is spliced from 2 exons. Gene Ontology annotation, cellular component: Pwp2p-containing subcomplex of 90S preribosome; small-subunit processome. Gene Ontology annotation, biological process: maturation of SSU-rRNA. The coding region runs from base 1 to 2910 and encodes 969 amino acids. NCBI's taxonomy places the organism in Eukaryota, Fungi, Ascomycota, Leotiomycetes, Helotiales, Helotiaceae.
AUGGUAAAAUCAUAUUUGAAAUACGAGCAUACGAAAACUUUCGGGCUCGUCAAUUCAAGCACAGCAAAUGUUAUAUGGUCUGCAGACAAAUCGACCACAUCAAGAAGUGGUACUUCUGGACGUGCUGUUGUAGCUGCAAACGAGGAAGUAUUAUGCUGGGAUAUAAGGAAGGGGGAGCUGCUGAGCCAGUGGAAGGAUAAGGAUUGUAAAUCACAAGUCACUGCUCUUGCGCAAAGUCAUGCCGAUCCAGACGUUUAUGCUGUAGGAUACGAAGACGGAAGUGUACGUCUCUGGGACUCCAAGAUUGCAACUUCUAUCGUCAGUUUUAACGGGCAUCGAUCCGCGAUAACUAUUCUUGGUUUUGAUAAGUCGGGCGCAAGGCUAGCAAGUGGAUCGAAGGACACAGAUGUUAUAAUAUGGGACUUAGUUGCUGAAGUCGGGCUUUUCAAAUUUCGUGGACACAAAGACCAGAUCACUGGCUUGUCUUUUCUCCAGCCGGAAAAUGCGACACAUGGAGAGGAUUAUGAGGAAACCAUUGUGGCCACAGCAGAUGAAUCCACCGAAGCAGAGGGUUUCCUGCUAACAACUGGAAAAGAUGCGCUCAUCAAGCUUUGGGAUAUUAGCUCACAACAUUGUAUCGAGACUCAUGUCGCUCAAACGAACGGAGAGUGCUGGUCGCUUGGCGUCUCUCCAGAUGGGAGUGGAUGUGUUACUACUGGAAAUGAUGGAGAAUUGAAGAUAUGGUCAAUUAACACUCCUGGACUCCUCAAACUAUCAAGGCAGGUCGACAGCUUGGCGGACAAUCGGAUUUUACACGAUCGGGGCGUUCUUCAUAGGCAGGGAAAAGAGAGAGCCAUCGGAGUCAGCUUUCAUCCACGACUGAACUAUUUUGCUGUCCAUGGGUCGGAAAAGGCACUGGAGAUUUGGAGGAUAAGAUCAGAAGAGGAAGUAAAGAAAAGUUUGACGAGGAAACGCAAAAGAAGGCGCGAGAAGUUGGCUGCCACGUCUGGCGCGAUGGAAGUGGACGGAGUCAAUACAGAGCAAGAUGAGAAGCCGGACGAUAUUUCAAGUGCUGAGAUCGGCGACUUUUUCGUCCCUCAUGUUAUAGUUCGUACUGGAGGAAAGGUCCGUUCCUUCGAUUGGAUCCAUACAAGGGGUUCAAAGUCCAUACAAACCUUAGUUGCCACAACGAACAACCAAUUGGAGGUUUACAGUGUGUUGACGAAAGAAAAGACAAGCAAGUCGAAAAGCGAGGAAGUGCCAGAUUAUUCCAGAACCCUAUCCGUUGAUCUUCCUGGCCACCGAGCAGACGUUAGGUCACUCGCUCUUAGUUCCGACGACAGAAUGCUCGCUUCCGCUUCGAACGGAGGAUUGAAAAUCUGGAAUGUAAGAACAUCAUCUUGCAUCCGCACUUUUGAGUGUGGCUACGCGCUAUGUGUCGCGUUCUUACCUGGCGACAAAAUCGUCGUUGUAGGUACCAAGUCUGGGGAUUUGGAACUUUUCGACGUAGCCUCAGCCGCCAUGCUGGAUACUGUGAAGGCUCACGAAAGCGCAGUAUGGACUCUACAAGUGCAUCCAGACGGGCGCUCAUUGGCUUCGGGCAGUGCUGAUAAGACAUCGAAGUUCUGGAACUUUGAAAUAGUCCAAGAAGAUAUUCCUGGCACAAAGAGAACGACGCCUCGCCUAAGACUGGCACACACUCGGACUCUGAAGGUCUCCGAUGACAUACUUAGUCUUCGGUUUUCUCCAGAUGCUAGGUUGCUAGCAGUUGCACUACUUGACAACACGGUAAAAGUCUUCUUCGUAGACUCACUGAAGCUGUUUCUCAACUUGUAUGGGCAUAAGCUUCCCGUCCUGAAUAUGGACAUCUCUUUUGACAGCAAGUUGAUCGUGACUUGUUCGGCCGACAAGAAUGUUCGUCUCUGGGGCUUAGACUUUGGAGAUUGCCACAAAGCAUUUUUUGCCCAUCAAGAUAGUAUUUUACAGGUUGCAUUUGUGCCUCAUAACCAAGAUGGAAACGGUCACCACUUCUUUAGCUCUAGCAAAGACCGCAUGAUCAAAUAUUGGGACGGGGAUAAAUUCGAACAGAUCCAGCGACUUGAUGGCCACCACAGCGAAAUAUGGGCUUUAGCUGUCAGCCGCACUGGAAAUUUUAUUGUCAGUGCUAGUCAUGAUAAGAGCAUAAGAGUAUGGCAGCAGACCGACGAGCAGAUCUUCUUGGAAGAAGAGAGGGAAAAGGAACUUGAAGAACUAUAUGAGAGCACAUUGACAACUUCGCUGGAACCUGAUAAGGAGGACGAAGACAACGCAGCAGAAGUGGGAACUGCUGGAAAACAGACAAUUGAGACUCUGAUGGCGGGGGAAAAGAUCGCCGAAGCCCUCGAAAUUGGCAUGGCAGACUUGAGGCUGGUGGAAGAGUGGGAGGUCGCGAAAUCUACACAGCCAAACAUGGCGCCACCUGCUCGAAACCCUCUUUUCAUGGCUUUGGGCGGGAUCAGUGCUGAAGUGCAUGUCUUGACUGUGCUUCAGAGAGUCAAGGCAGCGGCAUUGCAAGACGCUCUCUUGGUUUUACCUUUUGCGACCGUACCGAUGUUGUUCACCUUUCUUAACAUAUUUGCCUCACGAUUGAUGAAUAUUCCUCUUACAUGCCGAGUCCUCUUCUUCAUGCUCAAAACACAUCAUCGGCAAAUUGUGGCCAGCAGAACGAUGAGAGUUAUGCUUGACGGUAUUCGGAGUAACUUGAGGCUAGCUUUAAAGAAACAAAAGGACGAAAUGGGCUACAACCUGGCAGCAAUGAGGGUUAUAGGUGCGCAAGUCAAGGAAAAAGGAGUCAAGGACUAUGUGGAUGAAGACACUUGGGAAGAGGACAAUGGAAACCAAAAAAAGCGUGGAUUUGUUCAAGUAUCAUAG